Messenger RNA from Phytophthora nicotianae INRA-310, 3068 nucleotides. RefSeq lists its product as hypothetical. The transcript has a single exon. The record is from RefSeq and is a predicted model, not a curated record. The coding region runs from base 40 to 1746 and encodes 568 amino acids. Lineage: Eukaryota; Oomycota; Peronosporomycetes; Peronosporales; Peronosporaceae.
AAAAGUAAUAAAAAAAACUUCACCAAAUACCCAGAUGCCAUGCUGCGCCUGUUGUCUCCCCCGCGCCGCCCUUGCGGGCUUCGAAUGGAUCUAUUAUGCAUCCGCGUCGUAGCCUAUGACGAGUUUGUGCGAUACGAAGAGCAAUUAAGACUAGACGACCGGCCCUUACACCCUAUCCCCGUGUUAUUGGGACCAAACGAGACCAUGGUCGAAUACGAGCGAGAUUUUGAGCUCUGGCUUGCGAUCCGCAACGUAUCCUUAGAAUCUCUCCAGGGCCACCCCGGGGUCGAACGACUCUUUCGAUUAGACCAUUCAAAUAGCAGGUAUAUGGAGCUUCGUCGUCAGUAUUGUGGGACAAAAACGCAACCGGUUUCUUAUGAAGAGCGAGGACCGCCUGACAAAUGGAGGCACAACGAGGAAAUAAUUCCCUUAAAUUACUGUCAAGAACGACAAUUUCGAACACGAAGCGAGUUGCUUGACUGGCGUUUGGUCUCUCCGGAGGCCUUUUUAAGGGCGAUGGAAGACUUUGGACCGAAUGGACGAAUGUACCGUGGGGAAAAGUUGAGGCCGAUCGCAGUUGUAUUGAGGCCGGGCGAGACUUCUAGUGGCUACGAGUUGAACUUUCAACGCUGGCUGUCGAAGAAGAACUUAACCCUGGAAAUGUUGCAUGACGACCCCGAGGAGGAGCGACGAUUACGACAGUGCUUUGCCUACAUUAGAGCUUACGAGUUGAUGGACAGGAAAUGCGCCAUGCAGCGCUUAAAGAACCAGAAUGCCAGGAAAGAGCUGUCAAUGGAUCGAUAUUCUAAACGCCCACGACUUGAGUUUGAUGAUGUCAACACGAUGGACACCUCGGUAUUUGAUCAAAGUGUUCCCGUUGACAACGGAAUGAAUAGCUUGAGUAAAGCUGAAGACGAUGCAUAUAGUUGUGCAUCGUCAACUACGAUUUCAGAGCCACUAUACUCUCCAACUGAUUUCGAAGCUGAACGCUCUGGUGUCCGAGACAAUAUGGUUAAGAAUGAAGCUCAUGUAAUUUCUCCAGGUGCAGGCAAUUGUGUGGUCACUGCAACUAGCGAGGAUGGUGUUGUGAAACCAGCGAAUGCAGAUAUUUAUGCAGCUGCAUCUAAAACUUUAUUGAAAGCGAAGCAAGUUGAAGCUGACUCAGUUGAACACGAGCUGAUUAAGGACUAUCUUCGUGUGAGUCGACAAGCUUUUCGCGGCGAAGCAGCAGCUAACAAUUCCUUUAGCCGAACCAAGACUGAGCUUUUGAUUCACGUGGAUAGUGCAACGGAGAAUUCAAUGCAUACUGGUGCUGUACGUAAUGAACUCGUCGGAAAGAAACAUCGUCAAAACGCUGCUUUGGCUUCUCUAAUAGCGCACGAAUGGAGAGAUAAACAAGAAAAUUUGCAGCGUGGUAUACAAUCACUGGUUGGUGAUUCAGAGGAAUUAUCUCAUGACGAGGUGGUGGCAGUGUAUGAUAAGCUUCAGCAGAACCAUGAUGAGAUUCUGCCUUUACGAAUCAAGCUGAACAACCGACUGAGUUGGUUGAAGGCGACAGACACGGACAGAGAUGCACAAUUCCAAGAGCUAAGAGAGAUAUCCAGAGCUCUUGAUGGCAAGUUAGCGCAGAGAUCAAUGCUGCGCGAACGAGGGCGGCUACUGUGCUUGGAUCUGUUACGGUCAAAUGAAGAGAAUCAGAUGCAAGCGAUGAGUUGGUUGAAGAAGGGGAGCGCAUCAAAUAGUUGAACGAGCCCAAGACCAUUCUCCGCAGAUUUGUGACACCAGAAUUACCGAAUGGCAUACAGAAGAAAUGCUGCGAUCACUCCAUGCGUUUGCACUAGGACUUGGAACUUGUCCACUUCAUAUCGCUGUACUGUGCACUUUCAUCUUUUAGUUUCAAAUUUUAUUUUAUCCUCAAUGGUGAGGGUGAUGAAGGCAGAUCGUUAUUGUGCAGUCAGAUAUUCCUACUCCCCGCCUGCUGUUGCAGAAGUACAGCGGACAAUGCAGACUGGUCUCUGGCGCCACAGAACCAGAUACCUAAUACAACAAAGCUGCUUACACCGCGACUAAUUUACGAAUUUCACGCAGGGUCAUAGAGGACAAACCUGGUGGCAUGCACGUUAUCCAACCAAAUGGCGACGUUACCAACUUCCAACACCAAGUGAAACUAGCUCAGCAAGAGUCAUUCUGCCUUUACCAAGCAAAAAAAAACAACGGCAUUCACCUAGAAUACCAUCGGAUUCUGCUAAAUUCACUCCGUAAUUUUCCAGGCAAGCCUCGCCAAGCUAAACAAACCUACCCUGUACUCGGCCCAAGAUUCUCAACCUACAAGUCUCAAUGUCAUCGUACGUGAAGCGCUACUGUUCUGUUGACCAUGAUAGUCGUCCUGGUCACUUUUGGCUCGGCGCACCUCGAGCGAACCGAGGGGAUGGCUGAGCCGCAAAUAUAAGCUCGAUUGCCCAAUGCAGAUGGGACGGCUGCUGUGAUACGCUCCCUGAGAGAUGGCGGCACAAGUAACGUCGACAAUGAAUUCGUGUGCAAGGAAGAAAGAGGAUAUUUGAGCAACCUAAUCAGCACGGUCGCGAUAAAGUUGGGCCUAAAAGCCGCCUUGAGGCUCAACUCGACGCCACACUACGUACUCGCUGAUGUAGUGAAGCAUGGCAAUCCGUUAACCGAGCGGAACUGUUCCUUUUGGCUGAAGUACGUGUUUAAUUACUGAAAGAAGAUGGGCGAUAUGUGGGCCGACGACGCGUAUGUUGUCAGAACCUUGUCCGGCCUUCUUCCAGCUGACAAGUUGUCGGCGCUUUUCACAUCAAUGGGAAAGAACUCUCAACUAAAACGUUUCCGGGAAAAAUGGCAGUGGAUACUCGUUAAUUUUUUUUUUCUACGGUCCCAUUAGACAAUCUAUUUUGUGCUGAUCAGUUUUGGAUCGGAACUUGCCUUGCUUAACAAGACUUUAAAGUAGAAAAGUCAUGCUCCGAUCGAAAGCUGAUCAUAAAAUACAAUAGUCAUAAUUUCUUACAUCAUUUUCUAAGAAAAAAAAAUGCAAAAUUGUGAGUUAUUUUGAG